AUGACAACAUACGAAAUAAUUGAACAACUAUUACAAGAAUUAGAAGAGUACGAAGAGGUGAAUAAUGAAUUGAAGAGGUUCGACGAAGAGAGGUUAGACGAAGAUGAGGAGGAAAGGAAAAUUUUGGAAGGGGUUUUAGGAGAUAUGGAAGAGGAGAGAGACGAAUUGGAGAAAGAAAAGGAAGAGUUGAAGAAAGACGUGAAUGAUAGUUGGGAGCAGGUCAAGAAAUUUCGGGAUGCAUUAUUAGUUGAUUUCGGUGAAGGAAAAGCUGAUACUAGAAGAUUUAAGGAUUACCAAGAUGAAAAGGAUUCCUUCAUCCUAAACUACCGUCCAUCUUAUGCAGCUGGUCUGCCUGUAACACUCUGCAGUGACAUCCUAGCAAAGUUUCAGGAUGAUGUCAAGGGAAACAUUGAGUUGAACAAAGAUGAUAUUAUAUUUGUUCGAGUGUUUGACAUCUAUGAUUUUGGAAAUAAUCGAGCAACAGAUUGUAGCAUUAUGUUUACCAAAGGAAUCUUUCAAGUGUCUCUGUUGAGCUUAGCGCCCGCAAUUUCUCAAUCUCGAUUUCCAGUAUUUUUAGUGUACUUGGCAGGAUCAUAUAUGGGUGUAGCUGGAGUUGUGUUUCUGGAAAAUCCUGUAUGUGAACCUCUCACACCUGUUAUGCUCCUCUUCUAUCUCCUUCAUCAUGAAGACAUACUAUUAAAGACUGCUUAUGUGGUCAAGGCUUUGAAGAUAGCUCUUACCAAUUUGGAAAAAUUUUAUGAUCAGUUGAGUCAACAUAAUCAAAUAAUUACAGAAAAUCGUUAUGUUUUUCAAGCAAUAAUGGAAUACAAUGGUGGAUUAUCAUCUCAACAUGUAAUUAUCAAGUUUGCCAAGAGAUAUUCAGAAGCAUGUCAUAAAAAAUGUCAAGCAUUAGGAAUUGCACCAAAAUUGUUUUUCUGUGAACAGAUUGCUGGUGGAUGGUAUAUUGUAAUUAUGGAACAACUAAUGGAACACGAUUUAUUAUUUUAUUUUGAUCAGGACAAAAUUCGCUUGAUGUCAAUAUUGAAUAAAGUGAUAGAUCCUGAUGAUUCAAUAAAGAUCAUAGAUUUUGAUUGGAGUGGCAAGGUAGAAGAAGUUGUUUAUCCACCCCUCCUGAAUCAAGAGAUUGAUGUAUGGCAUCCUGAUAUCAAGGCUGGAGAGAAAAUCCUACCAGAACAUGAUUUGUACAUAUUAGAUACAGAAUUAAAAAAGUGCGAGUUGUAA
Funneliformis mosseae is the source of this 1242-nucleotide messenger RNA. The record is from the annotation of a GenBank genome assembly. NCBI's taxonomy places the organism in Eukaryota, Fungi, Glomeromycota, Glomeromycetes, Glomerales, Glomeraceae.